Molecule: messenger RNA, 647 nt
Organism: Helianthus annuus (common sunflower)
Lineage: Eukaryota; Viridiplantae; Streptophyta; Magnoliopsida; Asterales; Asteraceae
Product: 60S ribosomal protein L34
Exons: 4
Coding region: 84-446 (120 amino acids)
Biological process (GO): ribosome biogenesis; translation
Cellular component (GO): ribosome; cytosolic large ribosomal subunit
Molecular function (GO): structural constituent of ribosome
Source: RefSeq, a predicted model, not a curated record
CUUCAUAUAAACAUCGUAUCAUUCCCCCAACUUCCUCUUCAGCCUCCACUGAAUCACCAUAGAGAGAGCUGCCGGCCGGAAAAAUGGUGCAACGAUUGACUUACCGUAAACGCCACAGCUACGCCACCAAGUCCAACCAACAUCGGGUUGUUAAAACCCCCGGUGGUAAGUUGAUUUAUCAGACUACCAAAAAGAGGGCCAGUGGACCAAAAUGCCCUGUUACUGGCAAGAGAAUCCAAGGGAUUCCUCACUUGAGACCUGCUGAAUACAAGAGAUCAAGAUUAUCUAGGAACCGAAGAACUGUGAACCGUGCUUAUGGCGGUGUACUUUCUGCAGGUGCCGUAAGGGAAAGGAUCAUCCGGGCUUUUUUGGUUGAAGAACAAAAGAUUGUGAAAAAGGUGUUGAAGAUUCAAAAGGCAAAAGAAAAGACUGCCUCCAAAGCUUAGAUUUUUCUCAUGAGAGAGUAAUUUUGGGUUUCAAGAUUUUGAAUCUGUAAUCUGGCUGUUUGAUGUUUGGAUACUUUUACUUUGUUGACAAUCAAAUUUGGUUCAGUCUUUUAGGUUUUUGUUUGCUUUCCAAUGGUUUUAUGGACUAUGUUUUGGACAUGUUUUCGUGUUGUAUUUACUUUCUUCUAAAUUCCAAAUUAA